Tilletiopsis washingtonensis is the source of this 1410-nucleotide messenger RNA. Its product is annotated as glycoside hydrolase/deacetylase. Gene Ontology annotation, molecular function: chitin deacetylase activity. Bases 1 to 1410 code for a protein of 469 amino acids. The transcript has 5 exons. Gene Ontology annotation, cellular component: membrane. Lineage: Eukaryota; Fungi; Basidiomycota; Exobasidiomycetes; Entylomatales. The record is from RefSeq and is a predicted model, not a curated record. Gene Ontology annotation, biological process: carbohydrate metabolic process.
AUGCGCUUCUCCACCGGCGUGCUCCUCGCCGCCGCAGCCCUGCCGCUCGUCGCGGCCGAGCUGCAGCCCAUCCGCCGCCAGGCCUCCAGCAGCGCCGCCAGCAGCAGCACGCGCACCCGCACGCGCACCAGCGGCUCCAGCGCCACGGGCGCCGCCAGCUCGAGCAUCUCGGGCGUCGCGCCCGGCGCCAUCACGACGCCGCCGCCCUUCACCGGCACGCUGCCGGCGAGCAUCAGCAGCAUUGUCGCCACCAUCACGGCCGGCACGGACGCCGUGACGCCCACGUACCCGCUGCCGACGACGUUCAGCGCCGGUGCCAGCCCCACGGCCAUCUCCAACGCGCCAGCGCUGCCCUCUACACCCGCUCCGUCAAGCUACCCGGAGCUGGACAAGCUGCCAUUGAGCAGCUUCCCCGGCUCGGCCGAGAUCCUCGCCGCCGUUGACCUCUCGGGUGUCCCGUCGGACAUUCAGCCGUCGACCGACGGCUCGUGCGGCGGCUCGCCGACGAACCUGGCGCGCGCCGGUUCGAGCGGCAUCUGCUGGUGGACGUGCGGCGGCUGCACGCGCGACACGGACGUGACGACGUGCCCGGAUGUGAACACGUGGGGUCUCUCGUACGAUGACGGACCAUCGCCGUACACGCCGAAGCUGCUCGAGUACCUCGAGGCCAACAACCUCAAGUCGACGUUCUUCGUCGUCGGCUCGCGCGCCAUCUCGCGUCCCGACAUGCUCCGCUACGAGCACAUGACAGGCCACCAGAUUUCCGUGCACACGUGGUCGCACCCGGCACUGACGACGCUGAGCAACGAGGAGAUUGUGCUCGAGCUCGGCUGGACCAAGAAGGUCAUUCACGACAUCACGGGCGUGACGCCCAACACGAUGCGCCCGCCGUACGGCGACAUUGACGACCGCGUUCGCGCCAUCUGCAAGGCCAUGAACCUCACGCCCAUCAUCUGGACGUCGACGGGCCCCGAGACGAACUACGACACCAACGACUGGCGCAUCGGCGCCGGCCAGGUCACUGCCGCCGAGGUCGUCUCCGUCUUUGACGGCAUCAUCGCCAACGCCUCGUCGCUGUCGACGGGCUACAUUGUGCUGGCGCACGACCUGUACAAGCAGUCCGUCGAGCUGGCUACCGAGGUGAUCCUGCCGCAGGCGCUCUCGGCGAGCCCCAAGCAGAACAUCGUGCCGAUCAUCACCUGCCUCAACCAGCCGCUUGGCAACGCCUACGUCGAGACGAACCAGAAUGCCACCAACGGCCAGAGCUCGCCCACCGCCACGCUCACGGGCAGCAACGCCGUCACGACGGGCAACCCGGCCUCGGGCGCCAACGGCAACCGGAGCGGCGCUGCCGGCUCGCUCGAGCUGGGCACGCAGCAUCUCGUCGGCGCCGCCGCCGUGCCCACCUGA